UGGAGCAGGUACCGGGAGGAGGGUAAACAGUCAGUGAUCGCGCUGCCGCCCCCGGACCCGGACACACACGGACCCGGGACAGGGACAGGGACAGGGACAGGGACAGCCCCGCUCCUGAAGGACAUGAAUCCUCCGGCUGCGGCUGAUCUGUUUUUGCUGCAUGUUCUCCCCCCGGCUCUGGAGGAAGGAGGCGGCCCCGGCUCAGGCUCGGCCCCGGCCCCGCUCCUGAAGCCGUUCCCCGGGAGCGGCCGCCCGCUGCUGCAGGAUGCCGCCGCCGCCGCCGCCGCCUGUAAGCUGCAGCCUUUCGGCUUCCCCGGAACAAAAGGGUCGCGGCCGCAGCUGAUGGUUUUCCGGAACUUGGUUCGGCCGGAGGACGGGCUGCGGGGGCCCGGGCCCGGGAGCGGGAGCGGCCCCGGCCCUGGCCCCGGCCCCGGGGAGCGCGGGGACUGCUCCCGGGGUGAAGCUCGCUCUCCCCCGGGCUCCCCGGGAGCUGCAGGCCCGAGAGGCGGAGGCUGCUGCUGCCGCCGCCGGGAGGAGCGGGUCUGCUUCGACCUGGCCCGGGACUUUGGCGGCUUCUCGGUGGCGGGCGCCGGGGGGGAGUGGCCCUCGCUGCCGGCCUGGCAGUGCUCGCAGGCGGCGGAGGGAGCCGCGGGGACCGGGGAGAGCUCCGGGAGCCGUUCCCCGAGCGAGGAGGAGCCGACCGAGACCAGCGACGCGCUGCUGGUGCUGGAGGGGAUCGAGCUGGAAGCCGGAGGAGGGGGAGCGGACAGCAGCGGCUCCCCCGGGGAUGACCCUCCCUCUCCCGCCGCCCCUCCGGCUCCCUCCCCCGGUCUGACCGAGCCCGGGAGUCCGGGAGCUCUGUCCAAAGUGCGGCUGAGCCGCUGCUCCAGCUCCCCCAGCCCGUCGCUGCAGAGAGGCGCCGAGGACAAGCUGCUGGGUCGCCUGCCCGGGAAAAGCCGCAAGAGCGCCCUGAAAAUCCGCCUCAGCAAACUGUUCCGCACCAAAAGCUGCAGCGACCCAGCAGCCAAGAGACAUUCCGUGGAGCUGGACACAUCGGCCGGCUGCCUGGUGCAGAUCUCCCAGCUGCAGGAAGGUUACACCAUCAGAAGGUACAAAGAAACCCUCGCUGCUGUUAACCCGACUCUCGGGGAGGGAGGGUUAGGGGGACUGUUAGCCCUGUUUAACCAGAAUCCAAAGGUGACAUUAUACCCCCACAGGGAGAAAACUGAGGGACAGAGUCAGGGGCGAAAUGUGUGUCGCUGGAGGAAAACAAAAAGCACACAUUAUGCCCGGAACGUCGACUCAACAGGACAUAGGGGAGGACACUUCAGGGUCAACCGUUGGCUAUAGUCUGGUGUGACGACCUCGUCCACUCAACAGGACAAUUGGGGUUAAGGGGAGACUGAAU
Chiloscyllium plagiosum (whitespotted bambooshark) is the source of this 1408-nucleotide messenger RNA. Lineage: Eukaryota; Metazoa; Chordata; Chondrichthyes; Orectolobiformes; Hemiscylliidae. The record is from RefSeq and is a predicted model, not a curated record.